Molecule: messenger RNA, 4603 nt
Organism: Scophthalmus maximus (turbot)
Lineage: Eukaryota; Metazoa; Chordata; Actinopteri; Pleuronectiformes; Scophthalmidae
Gene: rab3ab
Product: RAB3A, member RAS oncogene family, b
Exons: 6
Coding region: 272-931 (219 amino acids)
Biological process (GO): regulation of synaptic vesicle fusion to presynaptic active zone membrane; protein secretion; axonogenesis
Cellular component (GO): synaptic vesicle membrane; axon; synaptic vesicle
Molecular function (GO): GTPase activity; GTP binding
Source: RefSeq, a predicted model, not a curated record
GUUUUUUGGUUUUUUUGCCUGCAUAAAGAUGGCGGAGUUACGGAGGACUCUGGAUAUUUCUUUUCUUUCAAAAUAAAAUAGUUGAGUCUUUCGUGUUUAGAUGCACGGUCAACGCCCGAGAAUUCAGACAGUUAAAAGUUUGUUCGGCAACAGCUUUUAUUUUGGAAUCCGCAUCCGGAUGGUGCGUUGCACAACCUUUCCGGCUUGACAGUGGUGGUGUUUCUGCGGGUGCUGGACGCGGUGGAUAGCAGCCGGAUAGAAAUCUUCAAAGAUGGCCUCGGCAACAGCAACCUACGGGCAGAAGGAGUCUUCAGACCAGAACUUUGACUAUAUGUUCAAGAUCCUCAUCAUCGGAAACAGCAGCGUGGGCAAAACCUCCUUCUUGUUCCGCUACGCCGAUGACUCCUUCACACCGGCCUUUGUCAGUACAGUGGGCAUUGACUUCAAGGUGAAGACCAUCUACAGGAAUGACAAGAGGAUCAAGUUACAGAUCUGGGACACGGCGGGUCAGGAACGUUACCGCACCAUCACCACGGCUUACUACCGAGGAGCCAUGGGCUUCAUCCUGAUGUACGACAUCACCAACGAGGAGUCCUUCAACGCCGUCCAGGACUGGUCCACUCAGAUCAAGACGUACUCGUGGGACAACGCCCAGGUGCUGCUGGUAGGAAACAAGUGCGACAUGGAGGACGAGCGAGUGGUGAAUGGGGAUAGAGGCCGGCAGCUGUCGGAACACCUCGGUUUUGAGUUCUUCGAGGCCAGUGCCAAGGACAACAUCAAUGUGAAGCAGACCUUUGAGCGCCUGGUCGACAUCAUAUGUGAAAAGAUGUCUGAGAGCCUGGACGCCGGAGAUCCCGCUGUCACGGGGGCCAAGCAGGGGCCCCAGCUGACAGAGCAGCCGGCUCCACCUCACCAGGACUGUGCAUGUUAAAGCUGACUACUCCCCCAAAAAACCCUUUCCCUCCUUCCUCCUCCUCCUCCUCCUUCUCCUCCUUCUUCUUCUUCUUCUUCUUCUUCUCCUUCAGCUGGAUCCCAGGGCCCAGGGGUCUUGACUCCAUCAUCCUUUUCACUUACUUUCCUUCUUCUAUCUGUAACUCAGUACGGAUCAUUGGCUGAUGGUCACAAGAAUCAGGUUGGAAAAUGGCUGAAACGCUCUGAGAUACCAGUGGGCCAGUGCUUGAGGUGUGGUUGUUGCUUCUGGUUCCUCCACAUACAGGUGCAAAAAUGUGUUGGAUUUUUUUCUUAUCAGAGCUGGUGUUGUUGGUCUGAUGCCAAAGCAAGUUCAGUUCAACCAAAGUGUUUCAGACUCUUUGCAACCUGGGUUCUUUCAGUUUCCCAAACUUGUUCUCUGUUGUCUCCCCGCUCCUCAGUGUGGUUUUACAAGAAGGAUUUGACGGCGUCCGUCCUCAGAGUGCCAUUUAAAUCCUUCCAAUGUUUACAGUACUUUGUUUCAUGUCCGUCAAAUGUUUUUGAAAAAAGAUGUCAGCCUCAGAUUUGGUGACCAAUAAGGUCGAAGUGGAGUUAUCUGUAUGUGGGAAGAGAUGAUCAAUACCGAUGUGUUGUAUUACUUAUAUGAUUCUGGAUAUAUACAGAAUCAGAUAUACAUGGAUCUGUGUUUCUUUUCGUUGUCUCACCUCGUGUCUAAACAUGGAUGCUGCAGGUAUUGGAAAGAGUUGUGUUUUUGUUCCAUCUGGCCUUUUUUUAAUUUACAUUUUUUUUGUUACAUUUCUUCAGCAAACUUUUUUUGUAUUCUGGUGCCCCGUUUAUUCUUUACAUACAUGAAACACUUGGUGAGGGAAAAAAUGAACAAGAUAUAGCUAAGUAAAAAUAGUAUUAAAAAAAAAUAUGAAUAUGAAGAGACACAUUUUAUUUAAUUAUACUUAAUUAUAUUUAUUUCAAAUGUACAUAUAAAUGUUGUGCAAUAUAUAUAAUAUCUACAGGUAUGCAUUUCUGGAAAUGAAUUUUAAAUGGUAUGAAAUUCAAUGAGGAUAGUAUCAAAUCUAAAAAAAGAAAAAAAAAGGUAUAUGUUGUAGAGUUUGUUUGGAAGAUGUGUGGAUUGCAUCAAGUCCCUGUUGGUUUGAUCCCAUGCUGCUUUCCGGGGAUGUUGCAGAAGUCGGAAAUUCUUUUGAAGAGAAAUGCAGUGGCGUGAUGCUUUGAGUGUGAAUUACAAGUCAGAAAUUUCGUAGUACGUUUUAUCAUCCUCCAAAUCCACCUCGGUGUGAUGACGUGUAACAUCUUAACAAGGCUCUGAUGUGAGAGGAAGCAGCUGUCUGGAGAAACUGUGUUGCAUCAUUAACGUCAUUUUAAUAUCAGGAGUCUCGAGUCCUCUGAAAACUCAAAGUCAUCUAGGUUUAGCAAUAAAAUUGUAAUUAGGGUGGUAAAUGUUUUGAUUUGCUUCUAGUCCCAACAGCUUCAAUAUGUCGUUGUUUCUGCUGUCACUGACGGUGUAAAGAUUUAAGGGCAUCUGAAAUUCACUCUAUGCAACACUGUUCAGUGUUUUAAAUCAGGCGGAGAAAAUCUCGCAGGAAGCUGGUUUUUUUCUGAGUAGGACCAGCAAAUUAUUCACAAUGGAGCAAACUUUUUGGGAUUUCCCUCCCUGUUAAAGACAGUCGCAAGUUGAUCAAAUCUCAAUAGAAAAAAAACUCACAUUUCAAUGUUUUCUAAAACAUGUUGUUGAAAUGGGUUUGGAGGAUGCAAACAGCGUGGUUUGGCUCGAUCAUUUGUUAUGGUAUUUUGCACCUUUUUUAUGAUAGUUUGACCCCAGGGAGUGAAGGUAAACAUCAAGAGAGAAUAAGCCUGUGUUGAAGAUCAACCAGAACUGAGUUUGUUGUUGUGACCUGGCUCAAAUAUUGGACCAAUAGGCCUCAUUGAUGCGCAGACUUUGGUUUCUACAUCACUGAAUCCAUCAAAACAAUGGCCUCAGACAGCAAAGAUAAUAGUGACAGGCGGUACAAAUUGGUGGAGACUUGUAACAUAAUCACAGGCGAUCUGUUUAGAUUCUAAAUCUAAAUCGCACAGAAUGGAAUCAGGUCUACCAUACUGUAUGUUUGCAGUAUCACUCGUGUUUAAUUUUUUUUUGGGACAGAUUUGUUAGGCGCCAUCUUAUCUCUGGACACAUUCUCAAUGUUUCUUUGCUCAACAAACGUCUCUCUUAGGAAGACGUCUUCAGAAUCAGUAUUACGGAGCAGCUUUAUUAGAUGCUGGCGGCCUCUUGUGUGAGCCUGCGUUUUUUUCUCCGUCUGUGUGUAGUGUUAUCUCCAGUACUCGGUCUUCAGGUGAACAACGGACGCCACUGUUUAAAUCAGCUAGAGGCUGAUUGUUCACAGACCAGACAUCUGCCGAGCCACUUUCUUUUGAGCCGAUCCGGGAGUCAAAUAUUCUGUUCUGAGGUUGUCUUGGUUCCAACAACACUGCGUUGCGCCUACAAAACAUUACUCACUCUGGACAUGCAUUUACCUCCUUCCCUCGGAAACUGUCAGACUGUCGGGUUGAUUGAGUACAGUUGAAACUGGAUUGCCAGGUUUCCCUGCAUUACACGUCAUCGGAGAUCGCUGCAGAGGCGUGUUUAGCUGUAGGAUUGAGAAGUGGGACCAAUUUUAAAAGUUGAGAUGUGUAACAAAACAAGUGUUGUUCGGUGGACUGAAAUGAACCCUGUUCAGUUGAAAAUACAUUCCUGUAAUUUUGACUCGAGGCUUGCUGGUGUGCACUGCAAUCUUUAUUCAAUUACAGUUAAAAAAAAAUUAUGAAGACAAAGGUAAUCGCCUAUGGAUUGAGAGGAAAUGCACUAAAAACAUGACUCUGGUUGGCAAAAUCCCAGACUUCCUGAAUUCAGUGACUUAAGCGAAGAUUAAAAGCAAAUCUGUUUCAGAAAAACGUUCAUUUUGAGACUAACUGCUGCGAUGGUUGACUGUCAAUAAACACAAUAAACCUGGGGUCUCGGAUGAGCCACUGGCUAUUGAAGUGUGAGAAAUGAGGCCCAGCAAAGUAGUGACACUGUUGUGAGAAAGGAAGUGAUGAUUUGGAAAGAAAUGAUCACAACAAACCUGGGAAAUUAUUAUUUUUUUUCUCCUGCAUAUGGUUUACUUCUCACUGGUUGUGACUGUUUCUUUUCCAGCAAAAUACGAACUUUUAAACUGUUCUCUCCUAUCUUAACAUGUCUUCCUCUCUAUAUAAACCAGAUCUGUAAAUAUUGUACCUUUGAGUCAUAUGUGUGGAUCGUGUUGUAUCAACUCAGGCUUGCAACAACAAAAACAAAGAAAUAAAAGAGAGAGAAAAAAAAGUCAGUAAAAACCUUCAAACCCCAAAAGAGCCAUGUUGUACUGUAUCUGCAUUCAUUUCUCAGCCUGCUUGUGAAUGAAUGUGUCACCCGGUUACAAAGCAAUGCACACUACAGUGUCUACACAAAAACAAAUGCCCUCCAGCUCGGUAGAGGUUUGCCGACUUUAGAUCUUCUACUAGCACGCUCGAAACACGUACCUUUAUUUGGUCUCGUAUCACUGCCUCUUCAAAUCCUCCUCGGUUUGAGCUGUUAAGAUGAGAGAACAUGCUGUGGAUGUUUUUAUCUGUACUUUGUGGUAAAACAAUAAAAGAAAAGUUGCUAACA